Molecule: messenger RNA, 7504 nt
Organism: Hyalella azteca
Lineage: Eukaryota; Metazoa; Arthropoda; Malacostraca; Amphipoda; Hyalellidae
Product: protein artichoke
Exons: 7
Coding region: 423-4442 (1339 amino acids)
Cellular component (GO): extracellular matrix
Molecular function (GO): protein binding
Source: RefSeq, a predicted model, not a curated record
GACGUUGAGAACGCUGAACAGAUCUUGUGUUAGAGUUAAUGUGGUAUUGUCGAUUUUUAUAUUAUCUGAGAAAAGAAAUUAAUAUUUACUCUCAUUUUUGGGUUACCAAUCAAGUGCGGAUGAACUUAGGAAUGUUUGCGAUAACUGUGGUGUGAUGAGGUGUGUUGUGCAGUGGAUGAAAAUAAAGCUACUGUGCAGUGGUCGUAAAGCAAAGCUGGUGAGCUGUUCAAAGUAAAACUUUGUAAAGUAAAACUGCUGAGCUGUGCAGUGAGUAUGAAGUGCAUCUGCGUAUAGCUGUUAGGCGCCACGGACAGAUUUACAUUAGUGAACUAAAAUGACCCUUCUAGGCUUCUAACGAGCCAGAGGUCAAAGUGAGGUCACUCGCGCGGCCAUCCAAGUGUUCUUGUUCACACGCAACCUUCAUGCCUGAUCGGAUGAAUCAAAACAAACGGACUCUGAAAAAUCAGCCUCUAAAUCCGUCUGCCUUCUCUACGGGAGCUGGCGAUGAAAGAAACUUGAAGAUGUUGAGGCCAGCCGCAGGUCCGCGUUCAAGACACGCAAGCGUCUUGGUCAUCAUUUGCCUAGUGAGCUGCGGCGUCGCAGCGAAUGCGGGGUUCGCCGGUGCAUGUCCGAGCUGGGAGGAGAACCAAUGGUGUCACUGCUACGAUGAAGCCGGAGGCGUCUAUAUAGAAUGUCCUGCCGUGUCCCUACAGGUAGUUCACGAUCUUCUAAACAUCGUUAAAAGUUCAAUAACAUCGUUGAAGGUUUAUGAUCUUGAUCCUCGUUCCAACAUCCUUCCGCCCGGGGUGUUCGCUCGCAGUAACAUCGUCGGUCUCGAGCUGUCCGCUACCAAGCUACGGAACAUUGCACCACAGGCCUUCGCUGGGUUAGAACAUUCCCUUGAAGCCCUUACUUUGGCACACAGUCCUCUCGAUGUGAUUCCCCAACAAGCCCUUAGUCCUCUCAAAAAACUUCGAGUCCUUAAUCUGGAGUUCAACAAUCUGUCACACGUGUUUGACGACGCAUUCCACGGUCUCCCAUUGCAGAAAGUAAACCUUAAGAGCAACAUGAUGAAGACAAUUGCACCUGAGGCCUUCCGCGGUCUGGAAGCCUCAAUUGAAGAAAUUAACAUCAUGAAUAAUGACAUCAACAACCUACCAUUAACAUUGCUACAGAACCUAAAGUAUUUGCGAGUUUUCGAAGCUUCAUACAACCAAAUUUCUGACCUUUCACUGUUCUCUGCUCCAAGUUUGGCUAACUUGAAGCUGGUUCGUUUAAACAAUAAUCGUGUUCGUGAACUUAAGGCCGAUACUCUAAACGCGCUCAAGUCUCUCGAAUCUCUGUACCUUUACUCAAAUGAGAUUUCCUCUAUCCACGAGAACAGUUUCGCCAAAAACUCUCAACUGACCAACAUUUAUCUAGGCGAAAAUAAAAUAUCACUCUUGGACCCUGCGACUUUUCAAAAUAAUCUCCGGUUGAGGGUAAUUGAUUUGGGUAAGAAUUUUGUGCAGUCGCUGGAUCAUUGCUUGUUCUGCAAUUUAGUCAAUCUUGAAGAGCUUACUUUAGCUUACAAUUACAUAACAUUCUUACCACACGAUGCCUUCCAGAACUGCGUCAGUAUUCAGGUACUGAACUUAGAGGGCAAUCAGUUGAAGUAUAUUGAGGUAGAUGCCUUCCGAGACCUUACUUCAUUGGAAACACUUCUCUUGGGUAAGAAUAAUAUCUUGGAAAUUGGGAAGCAAACAUUCCUAAAUAAUGCUAAUUUAAGGGUUCUCAGUUUAGAGAACAACCGUAUAGACAUUCUCUCUGAAACUCUCCUGAAGAACAGCACGGCCAUCCGCCAACUCAUGCUUCAGAACAACAAACUGAAAAAAAUAGAGCGCGGUUUCCUAUCCCGACAAUCUCUUCUCGAGAGCUUGAACUUAGAGGGCAAUUCGAUCGAGUUUAUUGAAACAGGGUCGUUCGCAAACCUCGGCAGACUCCGGUCACUGAACCUAAAACAUAAUUUAAUUGCAGCGCUGCCUGAUAUUCUUGCAUUCCCAGAAAGUAACCUUCAAGAACUUCAUUUAUCUCAUAAUCAUAUCAGUACAAUUGACGACCACUCGUUUAGAGGACAAAGGCUAUUGGACACCCUUCACUUGGACCAUAACGAACUGUCAGUUAUCAGCGGCCACCUGUUUUCCGACCUGGUGGAGCUGAAGGAGCUAAAUCUUGGCAACAAUGAAAUAGUGAGAGUUGAAGAGGAAGCUCUGAAGCCAAUGAAAGAACUGUUGUACCUAACCAUGUCUAAUAAUAAACUGCCUGUGAUCAGUGCUCGCGUGUUUGAUGGUUUAGAGUCUCUGAGAGAGUUGAAUCUAAACCUCAAUAAGAUCAACACCAUCGAACCUCGCUCGUUUAGUUCUUUAAAGUCAUUGGACAACUUGGAUUUAUCUGAAAACGAACUUGGAUACCUGACGAAAGAAAUGUUUGAAGGAUUAACGAGACUUCGGACAUUGAACUUGAAAAAUAAUAUUGUGUCUCACAUUGAAGAAGGGAUUUUGGAUGGACUUUCAGACCUGGAAGUUUUGGAUCUGAGUAAAAAUAGCAUUCCUACUCUAAAGAAUGAUUUUCUAAGGCAUUCAAAUCUUGCCAAACUGAACGUGAGUGGUAACAGUCUGCAAACUCUCGACGUUAGUAUUUUUGAAGGCCUAACGAAGUUAGAAGAGCUCGACAUGAGUGCAUGCGGAAUAACUGAAAUUCCACCUCAGUUAUUCGAAUCUUUGUCGCAGCUGAGAGAACUUGAACUCGGUGGAAACAAAUUAAAGCACUUAGAAUCGGGAAGUUUCCAUGGACUCUCAAAUUUGAGAAGGCUUGAUGUUUCGGAGAAUAAGAUCCCUUCUCAAAAUCUUGAUGCCUUACUUCCUCUGAAGAAUUUGAUCGUUUUGAACCUUGAUGGAAAUCCUCUAUUCGAAUUAAGUCCAGCCCUGAAAAAUUUAGAAUCUCUCGAAGAACUUAUCGUUUCCAGGACAAACUUGACCAGAUUGAAUGCUGAAGAUCUGUUUGCCCUGACCAAACUAACGUUUUUGUCUCUGCAACACAAUGCCUUGCAGGAUAUACCCAGAGGAUUCUUCCGGGCGUGCCCAAUAGAAAAACUUGACUUGUCCUACAACAGAAUGCGCACGAUUCCGGUUGCAGCUCUGGACGAAAUCGCUCAAACUCUCCAGGAGAUCAGGGUUUCCCACAAUCCAUUAGAGGGAAUUUCUUUUGGCGAGCGACAAUUUCCUGCGCUUAAAAUAAUCAUUUUGAGCCACACAAAUAUUUCCAUGAUCAACGCUAGAGAUUUUAUUGCUGUACCGAACCUCAAAAGUCUCGACUUGUGUUCAUCAACUAUCAGUAGAGUUGCUCCAGGAGCUUUCAGGACCCUUGACAAACUCGAAAUUUUGGAUUUGUCCAAUAACCAAAUCCAGGUGAUGCCCCGAGAGCGGUUGAAGGGGUUAACAACGCUGAAAACUCUAAACGUUUCUCGCAAUGCUUUGGAGAAACUUGAAGUCUUGCCUCAGGACAUGAAGAACUUGAAGGAGCUGGACGUCUCGCACAACCUCAUCACCAGUCUGGACGAAGGCGUCUUCAAGAACGCUCGUCAACUGCAGUACAUUCUACUGCGUGGUAAUUUCCUGAAGGAUUUCCCGAACGACCCGUCGCUGACUACGAGUGGACGACUCGAGCUGCUCGACGUGAGCUACAACAGCCUGACGAAUAUCCCUGACGAAGCUCUCACCAAUCUCAUCAUGCACGCUCGUCUUGUUGAUAUUGCAGGCAAUCCGUGGUCAUGUGACUGUGAGUUAGAGGAGCUCUGGAGGUGGGUUACUGCCCACCCUGGUGUGCUGGCCCCACACUCGUCCCCGCUCGCCUGCAGCUCACCUCAGUCGCUGAAAUCCGCGUCGCUGCUGUCGCUGACGCCGGCGCAGCUGUGCCCAGCGUCAGCCGCUGAGGCGCCGCCGCUGCUGACGCUGGCGGUGCUCGACCCCACGCCCCGCAGCCUGACCGUGCGCUGGCGGACGGCGGCCCACCGCCCCAACGCCACCACCGCCGAGGCCCCGGAGCUGGCGGUACAGGAGGUGUGCGCGGAAGGCAGGACUCUAGCAGCCGACGGAGGGGAGCCUGCAGCAGAGCCUGUAGCAGGCCUAUCCAGACUAGGCCUGAUAGUAGGCUGUACCCUGGCCCUGCUGGCGCUGGUGCUCAUCAUCAUCUUGGUGGUGCUCACAUGGGUGCGUUGCCGAUCACGCAACCGCAAGACGCACCAGCAUCACCUACACAUCGAACAUCAGCACCACAUCCAACAUCCUGUCAACUCCUACAGCCACUCCGUCAAGAACGGCGGCGGGGGCGGCGGCCCCAACUACUACAGCCACUACUACGGGCUGCCCCCUAACGCCCCCGAGGAUGACGAGUUUGCUUGUUAAAUCUACAUUUUAUAAUGUAAAAUAUUUAUUAUUAAUUGGUGCUUUUUGAAGAUAGUACCACUCAGAGAAAUAAGCUAGGCUUGUUCAAAUAGCGGUGUACAUUUGCACUUGAGGGGCCAUCUUGACUCAGUUUGGCCCGGCAAAAGGACGUGUUAUUACCGAGUGCAGAAAGUGCGUCCUUGUUUAGACAGUGUGACUCAUUCGUUUUCUGAGUGAGUGUUUGGUAAGAGAGAAAUUUUUAAGCUAUUUUCGAGUGGAUUUUUGUUGAAAUUCUGUAUCAUAUUCACUUACUAUGCAUAGAUUAUUCUUAUGUCGCCUGAUUAAUGCAGAAUGAAUAAAUAAUUUGAUUCUAUGCUGCAGUCGAUCGUAUCCUGAUCGCAGGUUGUCAUUGAUUGAGUCAUUAUUUUAAAAAUAACUCUACUUGAUAUCGUGGAUAUUGGAGUCGAUUGCCUUGAAUUUGCGCCUUUAUAGUGCCGCGCUUGAGCUUCACGUACCGUUACCGACCAAAUUUUAGAGCCACUGGCCUAUUACAAUGACUUUUACGUAAAUUAAUAUUGAUUCCGCCUAAACGUUUGCACGGCAUUUAAUAGCCCGGAUAAACUCCACAAUUAAACAUGCAUUUGACGCCAUAAGUCUAUUUCUGCUCCUAGUGAAAGUUUAAUUAAGGCGAGUAGAGGGAUAAAUUGAUUUAUUCUCAGAACAAAUUUUGUGGUCGCAAUUAUGUCCUUAUGUAACGCGCGUUGCUUAAAGACGUGAGCCACAGAACGGUUGAAGCAAAGUCUUCUGGAAUAUAAAAAAAUUGUCGUUUAAAAUUUCACACAUUUUUUCUUGUACUUAAUUAUGUAUAUUUGAACCGAGAAUUUUUCUAGAGGCUAAGUUACAUUUAGUCGUAGGUCGUUGUAUAGAAGUGUGCAGUCAAGACUUAAAGUAUCAAAGUUUCUGCUUCGUAUCAACUUGACUCGUCAAAGAUGAUAGAAAUAAAGGUGCACGAAACUUCUAAGUACUUAAGAAAUCAUAGAAGCUUUUGAAAUGUAUGUGCUUUCUGUAAUGCCUUCAUUGUUGCAUAAGCUGCUUCACUAUUUCCACGCGUGCCUUCAAUUGAUGUCGUUAGCACAAAAUGAAAUGAAGUCUGAGUCGUUAUUAAAUCUAGGUUUAUGUUAAAUUUACCUGUUGAAUAUGGGUGUUGUUUUUCAAGCUCGUGUUGGUUGGAUUUGAAUUAUUAGUCUUUAGCUUCAAAAAUAUAAAGAUUUAAAAUCUAUUUGCGUCGAAUGAAAUUUUACACUUGAUAAAAUAUUUAGAGACAAAAUUGUUUAGAAAUUCUUAACGCUUGUCGCUUGUACAAAUUCUAGUUUCAUAGAAUCUUUAGUGAAUAUCGCUUGUUGGAUACUAUCCUAUAGCUUUCUAUGUUUAUAUAAACAAAAAAUUAAUGAGAACGAAUGAAAAAUAGAACAAAUUCUCAUAAAAUAUGUUCUCAUAAAAAAUAAGAACGAAUAUUUAUGGAUGGUCUAAUUCACGAAAAAUGACAAACCUUCACUAAUGUCGUCAAAUUGCCAGAGUAAAAAAUUUUGUUAUGAACAUUGUUGUCCACCAACUUGGGUGCCGCUACCACUUGGCCUGCGGCCACGUCUGAAACACGUAUAUACUAUCCCUACCAAAAUUUAGAGUCGCUCCAGCUUCUGGUACUCCAAAUCAGAAGCUGACACGUCUGUAAAAAUUUCAAUGGGAUAUAGCGAUACUGAACGUGCCUUUGCCUGCGCGCGAAGCCUUAAUCGAGUAAGUGAUACACUCGCAAAGCUAAUCUAAAAUAAGUCAAAAAAUAAAAUGAAAAAAGUCUUAGAAUUUGAGUCGUUUAAGACUUUAAAUUACGUAUAAACUUCUUCAAGUACCCAAGACUCCAUAGCUCACGGGCGAAAUCAAAUAAAAGUUUUCCAUUAUUCCCAUAAAAAUUCCACAUAAUUUUUCACAGCAGAGUUCCGUCCAUGAGAACGUUACACGAGGACAUUAAAGGAUAAUUAUUAGCAAUUAAAUUAUAACUUGAACGGAUUAUUCUCCUGAUGUCACAUGUCUAAGGUAACAGUCAUGCAUUCGUAGACAAAAAUAGGAAGCCUGAGUUUUUGUAAUAAAAAGUUUCAAUUUAUUACUUUUCGCAUAUUGCGAAAAUAUGUCUGAAAAUGAAAAAAACUAUAUUAGAAAGUACAAGGGGUCUGUUUAUUAAUGAGCUUUAAAAAAUGAAUGAAUGAACUUUCAUUUGCUUGUAAUCUGUUGAUAACUUUUAUUUUUUAUUUUUUGAAGGGCUUUUUCCUUUAGUAUUGCUUGUUAGCGGCAAUGUAACGGAAUUUUCCAUGAUCUUUACCUUGAGUUUUUAAUGCAAAUUUUGGAAAAAUGCUUGCGGAAAUACCCGCAUUUUUAUUGACAAUCUUGAAGGAUUGUUAGGGCAUUAAUUAUGAUUGGUUGUUAUUUGAUCGGUAGGAUAGUGGUUUUAAACUACAUAAAUAAAUAGAAUAUUCUGGUUUCGCAAGCCCUGAGUAUUCUAAUCUGUUUAUUUGAUAUUGUCUACUUCUCUGCUUCUAUCAUAUCAAUUGAAGCACCGCAGGAAUAGUGUUUUUUUAUCAAAAGUUAACGGUGAUAUUUCAAUGUUCACAGUGCAACGAUCAACUGCUUCAGCCGAUUGGCCAAUAUUUUUUCUAUCAACUCUUAAAAAAUAAAUUGACCAAAGUAGUCUCCUAUAAUUCAGGUACAAUUUUUCGAAUUCCCAUGUAUAGUGCCGUUUCAUUGUGUGUAGGCAAUAUACCCCUAUGUAUGAAUGAGAAAAAUUAUGAAAAAUCGGAUUUAGUUAUAGGAAAAAUCAUCGAUAUUUUCUUGAUUCUUCUGCGCUUACCUAGAAUUCAAUUUAGCGUGCAAUUUUGUAAUAUAAUUGUUCUGCCAUUUUAGUGCUAGCUGUGUUCAUACUUAUUGACAUUAAUUAUUGCUGUUAAUAUUAUUAAUUGAUGUUUUUGUGUCUCGAAUAAGAUUGUAGUGCUCUGUUCAUAGGCGUUGUAGUAUAAUACACUGAAAAAACAUGA